Messenger RNA from Naegleria gruberi, 2097 nucleotides. RefSeq lists its product as uncharacterized. The transcript has a single exon. The record is from RefSeq and is a predicted model, not a curated record. Lineage: Eukaryota; Heterolobosea; Eutetramitea; Acrasida; Naegleriidae. The coding region runs from base 1 to 2097 and encodes 698 amino acids. Gene Ontology annotation, molecular function: protein binding.
AUGCAACAACUCGAUGAUAUCGAACCUGGUCCUGUCCACAACGUGUCCGACUUGAUCCAAUUCAUCUCCAACUGUGAUCAAAUCAUUCACCACCACCCGAAGCCACUUUAUCACUCCUACCAACAUUUCGAUGGUGAUGAUGAAGAAUUUAGGUGUGAUUUUUUAUUGAUUGGUUCCCGUGCAUUGAAUGAUCAUUGGAAAAAGGCAAAUAAUUUAUCAUCAUCAUCGGAAGAAGAAGAACCAUCAAGAUGGUCAUGGACACAGAAGGUUAUGAAGAAAUGGUCCGAUGAGAGAUUUAAUAGAAAAUCCGCCGAUUGGGAUUUAAUUUGUCUGAACAGGGAUGCACUUGUGAAUUUGUUAAAAUCGAAGGAAUUUAAAGAAAUUUCUCUAAAUUAUGCCCAUCAUGUCCAUUUGAAAAAGAAGAAUAUUUCAAAUAGAUAUGAAAGCUCUGAUUUUUAUGAUUGGGUUCUUGGUGGUGGACAGGCAAGGAGAUGGAUUGAAUUUUCUAUUCGAUUGGAACAAUUUGAUGGUGAAAUUAUUGAAAUUGAGUAUUGUACAGAUAGAUAUCACUUGUUGAAAUAUUUGGAAAUGAGGGAAGUGUCUCGAUUGGAUAUUCUUCCUUCAUCACUGAUUGACUCUUUUUCAUGUGAAAUAGCUCCAUUACAAUUAUUGGAAAUUAUCAAGAAAUCACAUUUACAAUUCAAUAUUGAUGACGAUAAUUGGACGAAACACAUUCUCGAUAUAGAGUUAAUUCAUCUCAUUCUACCAACAUCAGAGCAAUAUCAUGAAAAAUCACUUCGCAAUUCAAUUUAUGAUUUGGCAGGGCUGGUGCAUUAUGAUCGUCUCACGAAACGAAUUGUGAAAUAUUUGCACGAUGAGGGAGAUUCUGAUUUUGCUUCCAAUUUCAAUAUGUUCAUGUUUUCCAGUACUAAGGAUGAUAUCUAUGAUGUGGUUAGUCCACUCAAUGAGGAAAUGUUGUAUAGUGCAUUUGGAGUUUCGUCCAUCUCAAUGAAACCCUAUCAUAUACAGAAUAAUUUGAACUCUUUAAGGUUUAUUUCACAACAAGUUGCGGCCAAUUUACUUUCAUCAGUUGUGCAUGCAAUAGAUUCGAAUGAAUUGGAGAAAUUAGUUUUCAAAUCAAUGAAGAAUGCUAUAGAACAAAAUAUUGAUACUUUUCUGUUUGGGAUCAUGAGGGAUAAUUUUAUGAAAUUGUCUGAAAUGGUUUUUGACAUGCUGAAUCAACCACUAAUUUUCAAGAAAUUAUUCGAAACAAAAGCUGAAAUGAACCAAUUCAGAUUUAAGAAUGCUCCAAUUGACUUUGAAAAUGUGAAGGAAAUUUCAAAUAAGGAAGGUGCCACUCUCUCACAUCAUUAUCUUCCAAUUGAAAUUGUCAUGACAAUUGCAUCAUAUAUACCAAAGGCAAUUGAUUUAACAAAUUUAAUGAGAUUAGACAAGAGUUGGAAUAAUGUAUUUGAAUCUAAUGACGUUUGGAAGUAUCUUUGCUAUUGUAGAUAUCCAAAACCAGCUCACUACUCUCUAGAAAAUGAUUCUUUCCAAGUAGAUGAUUGGAAAUAUUAUGUUCUUUCCAGAUCCAUGUUUGAAAGAGUUCAGUUUCCAACUAUUAAGGGAUUGGACUGUCUUUUGAAUGCUUUCAGAGUAAAGUUUAUUGACAAAUCAACAAUAUUCAAGCAAUUUGUCAAUGAUUUCUUUACUAACACUUACAUAGCCACCAAGACAUUGAAUGAUGACAAGAUGAAUGAAUAUAACACCAUGAAGGCCACCUUAAUAACAUACUGGCCUUGUCAGUCUCCUCUCAAAUAUGAUAUAGAAAUAGUUUUGGAUUUAGCUGAAUACAGAAGUGGGGAUAGUAAAGGUGGAAGUAGAAGUACAGUGAGUGGAAAGUUGCACAACUCUGAACACUUUUCAAAUCCUUUAAGACUUGUCAAAUUCAAUAAGGCACAAAAUUUCAUUGGAAAGUACUAUCUCCAAAACAUGAACCCCGAUCAAUAUGCAUCUCUUUUUACUACCUUAUUGGUUCUUGGAUUGGGAGAUAAUGAAUUCAUUAGAACAGUGUUCGGCUAUGGGUGGUCCAAAUAA